Messenger RNA from Lotus japonicus, 1422 nucleotides. RefSeq names its product protein BREAKING OF ASYMMETRY IN THE STOMATAL LINEAGE-like. The transcript has 5 exons. The record is from RefSeq and is a predicted model, not a curated record. Gene Ontology annotation, biological process: regulation of asymmetric cell division. Lineage: Eukaryota; Viridiplantae; Streptophyta; Magnoliopsida; Fabales; Fabaceae. Bases 254 to 1054 code for a protein of 266 amino acids.
UUCAUUCAAUUAUUAGCAAAUAAAUAAGACAGCUGUUUUUGUCAUAUAUUUCUCACAUUUUCAUGUCAACAAACAUAACGGUUCACUAUUCAUUGCAGGUUAAAUACUGUCACCCUUAAUGAGCAUUUCCAAAUCCAUAUACUAAAUUCUCCUUUUUCUGAUCUGUGCCUCAGAGAGUCAGAGUCAUCCUCUGCCUUCCUCUACACAAAAAAACAAAAGAGCAAAACAAACAAAGCAUAGCAAAAUAAGCACAAUGCCACGGCUUACUAGAUUGAUAGUUAGGGACUGGAGUUCCUGUUUCCUUCCUCACAAGUUACCUUUAGAUGAUCAUGGAGUGGCUUCAGCCCCACGUGUGCCAGUGAGAAAUUUAGCCUUUGACAAGAGAAACCAAAAAAGGUUUAACAUUAUCCACACCAACACUUUGUCAUGGCCAAGCAAAAAAUCCAACAACAGCAACACACAACAAAACAAGUCAAUGGUAAAGGAAAAACAAGGGGUUUCAGUUGAAAACAGGAUUGAUGGUUCAACCUGGUCACUCUCUCUUGAUGAAGAUUAUAUAGUAUUCUGCUUUGAAGAGAAUCAGGAAUUUGGUGCAGUGAAAGAUGAGAGAAGUGUCAAGUCAGAGAAUCUCAUGAGAGGUCUCAAUGUAAUGCAUAAAAAUUCAAAGCCUUUGAAUAGUAAGGUGAAAUAUGGUGAGGGUGCAAAAGUAGUUAGCAAGCAUAACAUACUUGUGAAAAGACCAAAUGAUAGUAAAGAACACGACCAAGAUUGUUAUAGAGAGGACAUGGAAAAGGAGAUGGUCCACACGAGUAGACAGAAAAAAAGAGACAGCACAAGCAGUGUAUGCCAGGUUGAGGGCAUUGAAGACUGUGGUGGGAUGGUGUCUGCUGAAUCAAGGAACUCUGUUCAAUCUGAAGGAAGUAGAGGUUCUUUUGCGUUUCCUGUAUUAGGUUGGGAAUGGAUUGGAAGUCCUGUACACAUGCCCAGGGCAGAAGAUGUGCACCUCAAGAAUCACAAGGCCAGCUAUGUGGGAUUUCAGUGCUGUAUGUUCUGAUAGCAGCACCUUGUUAACAUUUUUAACAUUUUUUUGUUUUCUAUUACCAAAUGUGAAGUCUUUUGUCCUGAGAAUUAUCAAAAAUGUCAUUCACCAUUUGUCAUUGCUGUCAAAACACAAAAAACCAGUAACCAAUACUUGCAAAUUAAGGAGCUAUUCUCGUUAAGUACUUAUUUAACAAAUUUUCAAGUGUUCAGACUUUAGCCAGUCUAAUUAUGUAGCCACAGUGUGUAUACAUGAGGCAGCCUGAUAUCAGAGUAAAUCAAAUUCUAAUAGAUUUUGUGCAGAGCUUCUUUCUAUGCCAUAUUUGCCUUGCUAGAAAAGCUGACUACUGGUCUACCACUUAGUUUGUUUACAUAUAAUGUAAA